AUGACCCUCCUACUGCUGUCCCUCUUGAUGGCCUCUCUGCUCCAGCUCAGCUCUGGCAACAAAGCCAACAAGCACAAGCCAUGGAUCGAGGCCGAGUACCAGGGCAUUGUCAUGGAGAACGACAACACGGUCCUGUUGAAUCCACCACUCUUUGCCUUGGACAAAGAUGCCCCGCUGCGCUAUGCAGGUGAGAUCUGUGGCUUCCGGCUGCAUGGAUCUGGGGUACCCUUUGAGGCUGUGAUCCUGGACAAGGCAACAGGUGAAGGGCUGAUCCGGGCCAAGGAGCCCGUGGACUGUGAGGCCCAGAAGGAACACACCUUUACCAUCCAGGCUUAUGACUGUGGCGAGGGGCCCGAUGGCACCAACACCAAGAAGUCUCACAAGGCGACUGUGCAUGUUCGGGUCAAUGAUGUGAAUGAGUUUGCCCCAGUGUUUGUGGAGCGCCUGUACCGUGCUGCGGUGACGGAGGGGAAGCUGUAUGAUCGCAUCUUACGCGUGGAAGCCAUUGAUGGGGACUGUUCCCCUCAGUACAGCCAGAUCUGCUACUAUGAGAUCCUUACACCCAACACCCCUUUCCUCAUCGACAAUGACGGCAACAUCGAGAACACAGAGAAGCUGCAGUACAGUGGUGAGAAGCUCUACAAGUUCACAGUGACAGCGUACGACUGUGGGAAGAAGCGGGCAGCAGACGAUGCAGAGGUGGAGAUCCAGGUGAAGCCCACCUGCAAGCCCAGCUGGCAAGGCUGGAACAAAAGGAUUGAGUAUGCCCCGGGAGCCGGAAGCUUGGCUUUGUUCCCGGGCAUCCGCCUGGAGACUUGUGAUGAACCAUUGUGGAACAUUCAGGCCACCAUAGAGCUGCAGACCAGCCAUGUGGCCAAGGGCUGCGACCGAGACAACUACUCGGAAAGGGCACUGAGGAAGCUCUGUGGUGCUGCCACUGGGGAGGUUGACCUGUUGCCCAUGCCCGGCCCCAACGCCAACUGGACGGCGGGGCUCUCCGUGCACUACAGCCAGGACAGCAGCCUCAUCUACUGGUUCAACGGCACCCAAGCUGUGCAGGUCCCCCUGGGUGGCCCAGCAGGGCUGGGCUCUGGGCCGCAGGAUGGCCUCAGUGACCACUUCACCCUGUCCUUCUGGAUGAAGCAUGGCGUGACUCCCAGCAAGGGGAAGAAGGAGGAGGAGACCAUUGUGUGUAACACAGUCCAGAAUGAGGAUGGCUUCUCUCACUACUCACUGACGGUCCACGGCUGCAGAAUCGCCUUCCUCUACUGGCCACUGCUUGAGAGUGCACGUCCCGUCAAGUUUCUCUGGAAGCUGGAGCAGGUAUGUGAUGACGAAUGGCACCACUAUGCCCUGAACCUCGAGUUCCCCACAGUCACACUCUACACCGAUGGCAUCUCCUUCGACCCUGCUCUCAUCCAUGACAACGGUCUCAUCCACCCACCCAGGAGAGAACCUGCACUCAUGAUUGGGGCCUGCUGGACUGAAGAGAAGAACAAAGAGAAGGAAAAAGGAGACAACAAUACAGACGCAACCCCAGGAGACCCCUUGCUGAUCCACCACUACUUCCACGGCUACCUGGCUGGUUUCAGCGUGCGCUCAGGUCGCCUGGAGAGCCGUGAGGUCAUCGAGUGCCUCUAUGCAUGUCGGGAGGGGCUGGACUAUAGGGAUUUCGAGAGCCUGGGCAAAGGCAUGAAGGUCCACGUGAACCCCUCGCAGUCCCUGCUCACCCUGGAGGGGGAUGAUGUGGAGACCUUCAACCAUGCCCUGCAGCAUGUGGCUUACAUGAACACUCUGCGCUUUGCCACACCCGGCGUCAGGCCCCUGCGCCUCACCACCGCUGUCAAGUGA
This is a messenger RNA of Peromyscus eremicus (cactus mouse), 1851 nucleotides long. RefSeq names its product calsyntenin 3 (gene Clstn3). The transcript is spliced from 12 exons. Gene Ontology annotation, molecular function: calcium ion binding; kinesin binding; X11-like protein binding. Gene Ontology annotation, cellular component: postsynaptic membrane; cell surface. Gene Ontology annotation, biological process: homophilic cell-cell adhesion; positive regulation of synaptic transmission; positive regulation of synapse assembly. The coding region runs from base 1 to 1851 and encodes 616 amino acids. Lineage: Eukaryota; Metazoa; Chordata; Mammalia; Rodentia; Cricetidae. The record is from RefSeq and is a predicted model, not a curated record.